CAUCAAAGCACUCAAAUAAAAAUAUUCCGUGGAAGGAAGAGUGAGGAAGAGAGAAAGAAGAGCUCAGCUUCCAAGGAGAUAAGGAUUACUUGAAUGUCAAUUUUUACUCCUGUGGUUGAGGGUGUCUGAGUUGUAAAUCAUCAGCAGAAGUGGUUAAUUAAGACUCUUGAACCCCAGCCAGCGAUAACCCAUCCUGGCCAUGAGCCCUUCUCUUGGUGCCAGGCAACAGAGGAGAUAACCGGCGCCACGGGGCAGCGGCAGCCACGCGGCCAGGCGAGGCCAGCACCAUGGCCUCCGGGGCGCCCGGGGAGCUGCUCCGGGAGGAGGCCCGGUGCUCCGUGUGCCUGGAUUUCCUGCAGGACCCCAUCAGCGUGGACUGCGGCCACAGCUUCUGCCUCCGGUGCAUCUCGGAAUUCUGCAAGAAGUCGGAGAGCGCGCAGGGCGACGUGUACGCCUGUCCUCAGUGCCGCGGCCCCUUCAGGCCCGAGAACUUUCGGCCCAACCGGCAGCUGGCCAGCCUGGUGGACAGCGUGCGGCAGCUCGGGCUGGGCGCGGAGCCCGCGGGGGCGCGCCAGUGCGCGCGGCACGGCGAGGACCUGAGCCGCUUCUGCGAGGAGGACCAGGCACUCUUGUGCUGGGUCUGCGACACCACGCCCGAGCACCAGGGCCACCGCACGGCGCCGCUGCGGGAGGCCGCCAGGAGCUACCAGGGAGUUUUCCAGUUGAUCCUGCAGGUCCUCACAGUCUGCUCCACACAGGUGAAGCUGCAGAUGGCGCUGGAGCUGGUGAGGAAGGAGAUGGAGGAGGCGAUGAUGCAGGAAGCCAAUGUGGGGAGGAGGACUGUGCUGUGGAAGGAGAAGGUGGAGAUGCAGCGGCAGCGCUUCAGGUUGGAGUUUGAGAAGCACCGCGGCUUUCUGGCCCUUGAAGAGCAGCUGCAGCUGCGGAGGCUGGAGGAGGAGGAGAGAGCCACCCUGCAGAGACUGCGGGACAGUAAGGACCAGCUGGCCCAGCACAGCAAGGCCCUCAAGGAGCUGGCAGAGGAGCUGGAGGAGAGGUGCCAGCGCCCAGCCCUGGGGCUGCUGGAGGGUGUGCAAGGAGCCCUGAGCCGGUUCUCUGCUCUUCUCAGAAGUAAGGCUGUGAUGUCGCUGGAACCAGAGACCAUCCCCAUGGAACUGAAGACCACGUGUCGCAUCCCUGGCCUGCGGGAAAUGUUGAGGAGAUUCCAAGGCAUCAUCGAAUCCCACAGGUUGAGGGCCUGGUCCCGCAAAGCUGUGCCCUGCUUCAGGAGCAAGGAACAAGCAGGCUGUGGCUUGUGCCUCUGACCAGCCAACUGCAAAGCAGCUUUCCCGGGACCCGCUCUAUGAGCGCGGUUUGUUUGCUAGAGCAGCUCCCAGAACUCAGACCCUACUCACACUUGGUCAGUUAUUGUACAGGGUGUUGCAGAGGAUGGGGACCAGAAGCCAGGUGGAGGAAACCAACAGGGUGGUAUGGG
This is a messenger RNA of Marmota flaviventris (yellow-bellied marmot), 1492 nucleotides long. The record is from RefSeq and is a predicted model, not a curated record. Lineage: Eukaryota; Metazoa; Chordata; Mammalia; Rodentia; Sciuridae.